AUGACUGCCCAGAGCUACAGCAUCUACAAUGCUGUCCUUACUAUAGCACAAGCGCUGCAUAGCAUGUACUCAGUGAAACAAAAAUACACUUUAACAUUUGUGGGAGGAGACACAAAGAAGUCCUUCAGUUCACAACCUUGGCAGCUUCAUGCUUUCCUGAGAAGCAUCUCAUUUAACAACAGUGCUGGGGACCACAUUUACUUUAAUGAGAAAGGUGAACUAGAAACUGGAUUUGACAUUAUCAACUGGAUUACUUUCCCAAACCAAAGUUUUCAAAAAGUGAAAGUAGGAGGGAUGGCUUCUGAGACUUCACCUGGCACAGAGUUCACCAUUAACAAGGAACUCAUCACAUGGCACAGGGCAUUUAAUCAGGUUCAGCCACUUUCAGUGUGUAAUGACAACUGCCAUUCAGGUUACAGUAGAAGAAAGAAGGAAGAGAUGUUCUGUUGCUAUGAUUGUGCUCCAUGCCCAGAAGGAAAGAUUUCAGACAAGAUAGACAUGGAUGAUUGUGUUGAAUGCCCAGAAGAUGAGUAUCCAAACAAGGAUCAAAAUCAAUGUGUUCCUAAGAUUCUGAACUUCCUGUCCUAUGAUGAGUCUUUAGGGAUCACUUUAGCUCUUCUAUCUUUCUCUUUUUCUCUGAUCACAGCCCUUGUGCUUGGAAUUUUCAUUAAGCACAGGAACACCCCCAUUGUCAAAGCAAACAAUCGAGAUCUAACCUAUGGUCUACUCAUCUCCCUCAUGAUUUGCUUCCUUUGCUCCUUGCUGUUCAUUGGCCAGCCUCAUACAGGGACGUGCCUUCUACGCCAAACAUCUUUUGGCAUCAUCUUUUCAGUAGCUAUUUCUUCUCUGUUGGCAAAAACUGUCACUGUGGUUCUAGUUUUCAUGGCCAAUAAACCAGGAAGUCAGAUAAUGAAAUGGGUGGGAAAACUGCUGGCAUAUUCAAUUGUUCUUUCUUGCUCUGUUAUUCAAGUGGUAAUUUGUAUUCUGUGGCUCUACAUAGCGCCUCCAUUCCCCAGAAUGGAUACAAAGUCCAUGAAUGAAGAAAUUGUACUGGAAUGUAAUGAAGGGUCUGCUGUAAUGUUUUACUGUGUUUUGGGCUACAUGGGAUUCUUGGCUAGUGUAACUUUUACUGUGGCUUUCUUUGCUCGCAAGUUGCCCAACACAUUUAAUGAAAUCAAGUUAAUCACUUUCAGCAUGAUGGUGUUUUGCAGUGUUUGGUCAUCCUUUGUUCCAGCUUACCUGAGUGCGAAAGGAAAACAUAUAGUAGCUGUGGAGAUCUUCUCUAUCUUAGCUUCCAGUGCUGGAUUACUUGUUUGUAUCUUUCCUCCCAAACUCUACAUAAUUAUUCUACGACCUGAGUUGAAUAGCAAGGAUCAGCUGCUAUUGAGAAAUAAGUAG
This is a messenger RNA of Sphaerodactylus townsendi, 1398 nucleotides long. Its product is annotated as vomeronasal type-2 receptor 26-like. Gene Ontology annotation, biological process: G protein-coupled receptor signaling pathway. Lineage: Eukaryota; Metazoa; Chordata; Lepidosauria; Squamata; Sphaerodactylidae. Gene Ontology annotation, cellular component: membrane. Gene Ontology annotation, molecular function: G protein-coupled receptor activity. The transcript has 4 exons. The coding region runs from base 1 to 1398 and encodes 465 amino acids. The record is from RefSeq and is a predicted model, not a curated record.